UUUUCAAUUCGAAUUUUUUCCCUUGUUUUUUCUCUUCUUUUCCUUGUCUCGAUUUUAAUUAUACAAAUACACGUUAUAAGCUCGCACCCACACAUUCAAUUCAACAAUCAAUCCGAAAUAAUGCCAGCAGUUCCGAGCCCCCAGGAAAUCACUAACCUCUACGAGAAUACGCGUGCGGCACUGAAUGCGGACAGCCCCGAUCUCGAUGCAAUCAAAUCGCGCCUGUCGCAGCUCAAGGUCGCGCUCGUUCAAACUGCCAUACAGGACGCGCACGUAGCGCAGAACGCCUCUUUCCAGUCAUUGAAGCGGAGCAUCUUGGAGAUGGGUGCAGAAUUUUCGAUCAAGACGGGUGACAUUUCGGCGUUCGAGCGCUACAUGGCGCAGCUGGAGGUGUUCUACUUUGACAGCCAGUUUGGCCUCGAGGAGUCCAAGGUCAUGUACCCGCUGAUCGGACUGAACCUGCUGCGCAUGCUGUCAGAAAACCUUAUUGCUGACUUCCACACCACACUUGAGCGCAUCGGCCUUGACCAGCUGCAAAGCAACCAGUUUAUCGUGCACCCGGUAAAGCUCGAGCAGGCACUGAUGGAGGGCAGCUACAAAAAAGUGUGGCAGGCACGCGCCGAGGUGCCCACACCAGAGUACAUGUUCUUCAUGGACAUUCUGAUGUCGACCAUCCGCAAUGAGGUCGCUUCGUGCGUCGAGAAGAGCUACGCGAGUCUUCCCUUUGCCGACGCAAAGUCGGUGCUGUUCUUCACCAGCAUGGACGAGUUGCUCAGGUUCGCCCAGGAGCACCGGUGGACUGUGAGCCCGUCCGAAAAGCGCAUCACAUUCCCAUUGACCACCGAGAACACGCGUUUGUUCCAGGGCGAGAACAUCAUGAAGCAGACCCUGUCGUAUGCGCGGGAGCUCGAGCGCAUUGUGUAGGCCUAUUUUGUUGUUGAAGAUCUUUCCAUGUUAUUAUUGCGUUCAUGUUCGUGUUCGUGUUCGCAUUUUAAUGUUUUGGCAGCCAAAAAGGCAGCAUUCUGAUUUCAGUCCACGGAAUCUUGUUGCGCCUUGCCAGUCUUGGGACUGCGUUUGGUUUUGUUGGCUGCAAAGUGGUUGGGGGAUGAGGGGGAGAAUGCGCAGAUCGAUGCUCUGGAUAGUAAAAUUCGGAAACAUCGUUUGACGGUAUUUGUUUCUCUUUCAU
Messenger RNA from Kickxella alabastrina, 1186 nucleotides. Its product is annotated as COP9 signalosome. Gene Ontology annotation, biological process: proteasome-mediated ubiquitin-dependent protein catabolic process. The transcript has 2 exons. Bases 121 to 924 code for a protein of 267 amino acids. Gene Ontology annotation, cellular component: cytosol; nucleus; proteasome regulatory particle. NCBI's taxonomy places the organism in Eukaryota, Fungi, Kickxellomycota, Kickxellomycetes, Kickxellales, Kickxellaceae. The record is from RefSeq and is a predicted model, not a curated record.